GAGCUGUAAGCACAACAGAUCCUCAACAAUCAAAAACUCAAUCAAUAUGUUCAAAUUCGCAGCUGUUAUUUUUGCCAUCAUCGCCUGUGUUGCUGCCAAGCCUGGAGUCCUUCUUGGCCAACCAUUGGCAUAUUCCGCUCCAGUUGUGGCUGCUCCAGCUGCAGUUGUGGCUGCUCCUGCUCCAUAUGUGACUGCGACGAGUAGCCAAGUGAUUGCCCGCAACUACAAUGGCAUUGCCACUGCUCCUGUGAUCGCUCCAGUUGCUGCUCCCGUGAUCGCCAAGUAUGCUGCUGCUCCAUUGGCCGCUCCUCUGGCUUACAGCUCACCUCUGGCUUACAGUGCUCCACUGACUUAUGCGGCGCCAGCACCACUUUUGUUCUAAUUUAAUAAACUGUGAUUGAUAAUAAAACUGAUGAGCUGGGUA
This is a messenger RNA of Drosophila innubila, 424 nucleotides long. RefSeq names its product cuticle protein 38-like. NCBI's taxonomy places the organism in Eukaryota, Metazoa, Arthropoda, Insecta, Diptera, Drosophilidae. The coding region runs from base 47 to 382 and encodes 111 amino acids. The transcript is spliced from 2 exons. The record is from RefSeq and is a predicted model, not a curated record.